Molecule: messenger RNA, 1717 nt
Organism: Oryzias melastigma (Indian medaka)
Lineage: Eukaryota; Metazoa; Chordata; Actinopteri; Beloniformes; Adrianichthyidae
Exons: 2
Coding region: 90-824 (244 amino acids)
Cellular component (GO): nucleus
Molecular function (GO): transcription regulator activity
Source: RefSeq, a predicted model, not a curated record
UGUUUCCUCCGUUCUGCGUACUUAAGGGAAGCGGGUUCUUGUCAAGUUUGUUCUUUGAACUUGGUUGGAAGCGACGUUUUCUCAGGUCAAUGUUGGGUCGCGGUGUGAAGAGGAAGUGGAGCUGCUUGGAGGAGCUGGAGGCGGAGGUGCUCCCCGGCGCCGCAGCGCUGGACGAGAAGAGUCAGGAUUCGGCGGUGGGCGGAGGCGGCGAGCCGACCAUGAGCCACCUGCAGCAGCGCCAGCUGGUGCUCAGCCUCUGCCUGGAGAAGCUGCAGCACUACCAGGCCGGCGUGGAGCUCAGCCUGCGGCGCUCGGUGCUGCUCAUCAACACCCUGAGGCAGAUCCAGGAGGAGAUGCGCAGCGACGGGUCGGGAACGUGCCCCCCAGGUGUUCUCCACGGCGUGGAUCCUGACUCCUACCUGCUGAAGGAGGACUUCAGAGAGGACGUGUCGGUGACGUGCUCUGGAUGUGCAGAGGGGGACGCCGAGAGCCUUUCUCUGUCUCCGCCAGUGUCUCCAGAGCCCGCCGAGCAGCAGAAAGCUCCACCCACCUCGGGCAGUAACACUUUCAGCGACGCGGGAAGCGCCAUGGGUUACCUGAGCGACCUGGCCCUGGACGAUAUCUUUGAGGACAUCGACACAUCCAUGUACGAGAGCUCAGACCUGCCCUCAGCCUGGGCGGCCGGCCCCCUGUGGCCGGUCACGUGGUGGGAGGAGGACAUGAAGCUCCGCCCUCCCAGCCAUUCCUCCGCCGGAAGUCUGCAGUCGUGUCUGAUGGACCUGAACGAGCUGGACCACAUCAUGGAGGUCCUGGUAAAGUCCUGAUGAACACUCAGAGGUUUGAAUCAGGACAUGAGCCUCAAAUACUCCAGAAAUAUUUAUUGUAGAUUCUCCGUCAUGGAUUUGUGUCCAGAAACAAAGAGGUUCUGGAGUAUUUCUGACAAAACUCAAGCAGUCUCCACAAAGUAAUUUAUUGGUAAUUUUACAGCAAAAAUGUAUAUUUUAUGACAAAGUAUUUUAUAAGAGAAAUAAUGAUGUAAAAAGAAACGAUGUAGCAGUGUCCGAGCGGGAGCGUCCAAGAAACCAAAGCAGCUCCUCAUCCAGCCUCAAACCCUCGAGAAUCUUUCACUUUCUCUCCUGUUUCUGCCAGUUUUUCUCAAAGCGUGCAGCUCUGAUCAAGGCCGGCGCUCCGAUGGGAGGAACCUGAGCUGCCAGAGGCGUGUGCACCCCUCGCAGAGCUGAGCCGGGUUAAUUAUUCAUCAAAAUCCCUUCAAUUACUUAAGAGGGCCUGCUGCAGCCGGCCUCAGGGGCAAAGGCCUCGCUCGGCUGGGACGCAGACGGGGUCCUGCCUCGCAGACGGGGUCCUGCCUCGAGACGGGGGGCUGCCUCGCAGACGGGGGGCUGCCUCGCAGAUGGGGGGGCCGCCUAAUGCAGCCGCUUGGACCUUUUCUGGAUAUUUAUGCAGCCUGAGCUUUAGCAGGAAGGCAUAGGAGAUGGGUAACAUGUCAGACAUGUUGACUCUCAUGGUAUUUUAUUUAUAAAUGAAGAAUCGGCCACAGACUGCUUGUAUUGUGAUUGUAACUCAGAAUUCCCUCUAUCCUGAGUUGAACUGCAGCUGAUGUUCUAGAAAUGACAGCUUUUCCUUGCAGCAGCUGGAAGUUGGUUCUUAUUCCCAUUCUCUCUGUAAAUAAGGAACUUUCAGGAAUCUUGCCGCAGAA